CAAGAGUACAAUGAAUCAUCACCCACUAUAAAACCCCCUCAGAUUAGAAUCUAGUUUUAUAUUCAUCAGAUGUUUUCGUUUGUGUCCGUUGUUCUCCUUGUGGCUAUCAUUGCCCACACGCAAGCGCUCGAAUGUUACCAAGGAGAAGCAAACGCUAAUCAGCCAGUGACAAAACAGACGUGCCCGCCCGAAACGAAAUAUUGUUAUACAAUCAAACAUCUCGGAAGCAGAUACGGCUGUGAUGACGUCGGUUUAUGCAAGGGUUGCACGAUAGAAAGGAGAGCUCGUACUUGCUGCAGAACAAUUUCUGAAGAUCCUUUCUUUGUUCGCACAGUAUGCUGCUGUGCUUCUGAUCGUUGCAAUAGAGGCUAAGCAAAGAUACUACAAUAAGUUGUAUCAGUACUCUCCCAAUUUUGGGCUUUUUUGGGCGGAAUAAAUUUGUUUGCAAU
This is a messenger RNA of Cylicocyclus nassatus, 449 nucleotides long. The record is from the annotation of a GenBank genome assembly. NCBI's taxonomy places the organism in Eukaryota, Metazoa, Nematoda, Chromadorea, Rhabditida, Strongylidae.